AACAAACCACUGCGCACAGACAAAAAAAAAAACAACAACAAAGCAAAUUACAAUACAAAGCAAUUUUCCUAUCCAAACAAAUUAGCAUAACAGCCACACUACUGUAAAUUCUACAAUAACCUCCUCCCUUUGAUCAAAAUUUUGUCCUCACAAGUAACAACCCAAACACACAAAUUCCUUUACAAGAAGAACCCAUUGAAUUCAUCCCUCCAUUUAAUUUCGUUCACAGAACUUUCAGCUAAACAUUAGCUGAAUUCAUCCUCUGUUUUCUCAUAAAAAAAACAGAGUACCAACAGAAGAAAAAACAAACAGGAAUAUAGUUUUUUUUCUCUGUAUAAUUCUUACAACCCCAUCUUUAUCUUCUUCCUAAGGGUUUGCAGAGAUUGAGAGAGGGUGUAGAGUAGGUAGAGAAAGAAGAAAGAAAGGAAAAAACAUGGGUAAUUGUGUUUCCUAGAAAUGUGUGUAAAUUUUUGUUAUGAUUGGGUAUCGCCACCACCUCAUCUUCAGAAAGAAAAAAAAAAACACCCCACUCAUCUUUUUCUUCACAGUCUGAAACCCUUUUGUCUUACACACCCAGUGAGAAAGAAGUAUCCACGUGAAGCAGUGUAUGUUUGUUUUUAGAGUUAAAAAAAUUUACUCUGUUUUUUUUUUCUUUUUCUUUUUGUUGCAUGAAUUAGGAUAGAGGAGGGUUCAGUUUUUUAGCCCCUUGGUUUCAUCGCAAAUUGGUUCCAUAUAUCUGUUUCAUUUUUCAUGAUGAUGAAUGAUGGCCACUUUCUGUGUAAUUCCACCCACCACCUCUACAAUACAGCUGCUGCUAUAACCUCAUCUUGUUCCUUACCACGUGGCCCUGCUUCAGUAACGUCUCUAUAUACCUCCACCACCGCCCCUCUAUAAGUUUACUCCAACCCUAGACCCCCUUCUUCACCAAUUCUUGAUUCUUAAUUUCUUUUUGAUGGCUUCCUUGCUUAGAUUCAGGAAGCUAUGUUAUGUAGAACCUGCAGUUAGUAAAUGUUCUUUUCAAUCUUAUGAUAAGGUUAUUAAGAAACAUGAUAAUCAAUCUUGUAUUCCUCCACCACCACCACCACCACCACCUCUGCGUAAAAUUACUAAUGAUGGUGAUAAGAGGAAGGUUCUAAGGAGGAGAAGAGAUUCAAAAGAAUGGAGAUGUUUAGAUUGGUGUUGUUGGAUGGUUGGUUAUAUAUGUACAACAUGGUGGUUGUUAUUAGUACUGUAUAAUGCAUUGCCCGGAUUUGAAGUGCCGGAGUCGCCGGGGGUUAAACUUAAAAAGGAAGGAUUAACUCCAUUACAUCCAGUUGUGCUGAUACCUGGCAUUGUUACUGGUGGAUUGGAGCUGUGGGAGGGGAAACCUUGUGCAGAUGGUCUAUUUCGGAAACGAUUAUGGGGUGGUAGUUUUACAGAAAUUUUCAAGAGGCCUUUGUGUUGGUUAGAACAUAUGUCUUUAGACAAUGAAACAGGAUUAGACCCACCAGGGAUACGUGUUCGAGCUGUCCCGGGGUUAGUUGCUGCUGAUUAUUUCGCUUCUUGGUACUUUGUUUGGGCUGUUCUUAUUGAGAAUUUGGCUAAAAUUGGAUAUGAAGGGAAGAACAUGCAUAUGGCUGCUUAUGAUUGGAGACUGUCUUUCCAGAAUACUGAGGUCCGGGACCAAGCUCUAAGUAGGCUGAAGAGUAAAAUUGAACUUUUGUAUGUGACUAAUGGAUAUAAGAAGGUUGUAGUUGUACCUCAUUCAAUGGGGGUUCUCUACUUUCUUCAUUUCCUUAAAUGGGUCGAAGCACCUUCUCCAAUGGGAGGUGGUGCAGGGCCAGGAUGGUGUGCUAAGCAUAUCAAAUCAGUGAUGAACAUUGGCCCUGCAUUCCUUGGUGUCCCAAAGGCAGCCAGUGGCUUGUUUUCUGGAGAGGCUAAAGAUGUUGCUUUUGCCAGGGCAAUGGCGCCCGGGGUUUUAGAUUCUGAGCUUCUUGGGCUUCAGACUCUAGAACAUGUAAUGCGGGUAUCUCGUACAUGGGACUCACUCAUGUCCUUAAUCCCAAAAGGAGGUGAGACUAUCUGGGGUAACAUGGAUUGGUCCCCUGAAGAAGAGUAUGAUUGUUAUCCAACAAAGACGAAGUACGUCCAGUCUGCUUUAACCGAAAGUUCGCAGUCAACUAAUGAAACUGAUGGAAAGCUAGGUUUCAAGGUCAAGGAUCCUGUAAGAUAUGGAAGGAUAAUUUCUUUUGGGAAGACAACGUCACAGGUUCAAUCUUCCAAUCUGCCGUCAUUUGAUCCGAAGGAAAUUUCUCGAGGUCGCCAUCAACACAAGUCAAACUCCUCAUGUGGAGAUGUGUGGACGGAAUAUGAUGAAAUGAGCAGGGAAAGUAUUCGAGGUGUUGCUGACAAUAAAGCGUACACGGCAAAAACCUUAAUAGAUUUACUUCACUUCGUAGCUCCAAAAAUGAUGCGGCGAUCUGAUGCUCAUUUCUCGUAUGGAAUAGCAGAUAAUUUAGAUGAUCCUAAAUACUCCCAUUACAAGUACUGGUCCAAUCCACUCGAAACCAAGUUACCUGAUGCUCCAGACAUGGAAAUUUGCUGUCUAUAUGGGACGGGUAUUCCUACAGAAAGAUCAUAUGUGUACAGAACUUCUCCUACAGAUAGGUGCAAAAGCAUUCCCUUCAGGAUAGAUAGCUCUGUAAGUGGGGGUGGUGAUGGUUGCUUAAGAAAUGGUGUAUAUUUCGUAGAUGGAGACGAAAGUGUCCCAGUUCUAAGUGCAGGAUUCAUGUGUGCAAAAGGUUGGCGUGGAAAGAACAGGUUCAACCCAUCAGGUUUGGAAAUAGGUGGUGAUAAGAUUUAUUCCGACAUUCUUAGAAUGUCAGAACGGAUAAAUUUACGAGUAUGAUCUCAUUGUACGAGGCACAAUUUUCUUAGGGGAUGGAUAAACGGCCCUUCUGACAAUGUAUACAGUUUUCUUUGUGGAAAACACAGAAGAAUAAAUGAGAGCAGGAACUGAAAGCAAGGGCAGAAGUGCAGUAAAUGAGUUGAGCUGAAUUGAAAAUUCGGAUUCAGAGAGUGAGAGAAAGAGAGAUGAGGCAAUGAGAAUAUUUGGUCGCAUUUAAAAGAGCAGUUGGUAGUGUAGAUGAGACAUGAUGAGGUGUAAUUUGGUAGGGCAAGAAAGAGGGGUUGCAGGUUGUGUAGUACUGUACAAUCCCUAUAAUAACUUGAGCUUAAAAUGGACAUUAAAAGAUAUAACAUCU
Papaver somniferum (opium poppy) is the source of this 3242-nucleotide messenger RNA. Its product is annotated as putative phospholipid:diacylglycerol acyltransferase 2. Gene Ontology annotation, cellular component: cytoplasm. Bases 953 to 2887 code for a protein of 644 amino acids. Gene Ontology annotation, biological process: lipid metabolic process. The transcript is spliced from 7 exons. The record is from RefSeq and is a predicted model, not a curated record. NCBI's taxonomy places the organism in Eukaryota, Viridiplantae, Streptophyta, Magnoliopsida, Ranunculales, Papaveraceae.